Necator americanus (New World hookworm) is the source of this 216-nucleotide messenger RNA. RefSeq lists its product as uncharacterized. Lineage: Eukaryota; Metazoa; Nematoda; Chromadorea; Rhabditida; Ancylostomatidae. The coding region runs from base 1 to 216 and encodes 71 amino acids. The transcript has a single exon. The record is from RefSeq and is a predicted model, not a curated record.
AUGCUCGCUGGUCGUAAAAGAAGGCUCUUGACGGAGGUGUUGAAGGAAGAUCUGAGAACACGUGGUGCUGCAGACGGUUUACUCGAGACGUAUCUUCUUGCGGAUUAUGGAAUGGCGACGGAUGAAUGGAUUUCUGUGCGAGCUCUAGUUGAAGAUCGAACAGGAAAGGCUCUGAUUCCUAUAAUGAGGACAAACGCAGGGCAAAGGCGUGUGUAG